AUGGCCGAGAGACCAGCACACACGCGAACUGCCUCCACUAACCUUGGCACUUCGGGCCAGCGCAUCCUCGAAGGAAGAAACGCCAUCGUAACAGGAGCAUCAAGAGGAAUUGGCGUCGAAGUCGCCCGCAACCUCGCUUCCAAGGGCUGCAAUGUCGUCAUAAACUACACCUCCGACUCGUCUGCCCAAGUUGCCCAAGACCUUGCUUCCGAGCUGCAGUCCGAGUAUGGUGUCAAGGCCAUCACCGUGCAGGCGAGCAUGGGCUCGGAAAACGGCCCAAAGCACCUCGUAGAAGUCACCAAGAACAACUUCCAACACCCCAAGACGGGCAAGUUCCAGCUCGACAUCAUCAUCAACAAUGCCGGUGUCGCCGGCAACAACUACGUCGAAAACGUCGACUGCGAAGACUUUGCCAGACAGUUCAACGUCAACGUGCGAGGUCCAUUGCUCCUUAUGCAAGCCGCCAUCCCCUACCUGCCAAAUGACCGAUCGGGUCGCGUCAUCAACUUGUCGUCGGUCAGUUCUUCGCUAGGAUACAAGGGUCAGUCAAUCUAUGGCGCAACAAAGGCAGCCCUAGAAAGCAUGACGCGAACUUGGGCUCGUGAAUUUUCCGAGCGAUGCACCGUCAAUGCCAUCAACCCAGGCCCAGUCGCCACAGACAUGUACUGGAGUAAUGAUGAAUCGUUCAUCGCACUGAACAAGCCCUUCAUCGAAAUCACCCCGUUGGCGGCACCACGAAAGGGUAUCGACCCAGAGCGAAUCUAUGAAGCUUCCCAGGGCGCUGGAGGAAGACCGGGCUACAGUGAGGAGGUCGCCGGUGUUGUUGGCAUGCUCUGCCUGCCUGAUGCUGGGUGGACAACAGGCAGCGUCAUUUGCGCCAAUGGUGGCAUGAAAUUCACCUACUAG
This is a messenger RNA of Bipolaris zeicola 26-R-13, 906 nucleotides long. RefSeq lists its product as uncharacterized. The record is from RefSeq and is a predicted model, not a curated record. NCBI's taxonomy places the organism in Eukaryota, Fungi, Ascomycota, Dothideomycetes, Pleosporales, Pleosporaceae. The coding region runs from base 1 to 906 and encodes 301 amino acids. The transcript is spliced from 2 exons. Gene Ontology annotation, molecular function: oxidoreductase activity, acting on the CH-OH group of donors, NAD or NADP as acceptor.